This is a messenger RNA of Eleginops maclovinus (Patagonian blennie), 1611 nucleotides long. RefSeq names its product GTP-binding protein Rhes-like. The record is from RefSeq and is a predicted model, not a curated record. Gene Ontology annotation, molecular function: GTP binding; GTPase activity. NCBI's taxonomy places the organism in Eukaryota, Metazoa, Chordata, Actinopteri, Perciformes, Eleginopidae. The coding region runs from base 275 to 901 and encodes 208 amino acids. The transcript has a single exon.
UUCAAUGAGCAACUUUAAGGAGCUUUAACAGAGAGCCCCUGACAGGUGAAACAAAGCAAAGAAAGGAGCUCACGGAGAACCAUCACAAGAAACUGCGGAAGGGGAGAUUUUCAAGGACAGCUAUUUUAAAAGGUCUAUAAGAGGUGUUAACAUUUGCAGUGUUAGAUUUACAGCAGUUAUUGUAAUCACUGAGAGGAAGUGAGUAAACCAAGACAGUUUUGGGGAAAUUUCUUGUCUCAUUUUUGCCCUCAAAUAAAAAGUCCAAAAAAGCAGCAUGUCUCUGGAGGUUAAGGAGAAGACCCACGUGCGUCUGGUAUUUCUGGGGGCAGCAGGAGUGGGGAAGACAGCCCUGAUACAACGCUUCCUCGAAGACACAUUCGAGCCCAAACACAAGCGCACAGUUGAGGAGAUGCACAAUAAGGAAUAUGACAUUGGUGGGGUCAAGAUCUCAGUGGAGAUACUGGACACCAGUGGCAGCUACUCCUUCCCAGCCAUGCGCAAGCUCUCCAUCCAAAACAGCGAUGCUUUCGCACUGGUGUACGCAGUGGAUGACCCAGAGUCACUGGAGGCUGUCAAGAGCCUCCGAGAUGAGAUUCUGGAGAUCAAGGAGGACAAGUACACACCGAUUGUGGUGGUGGGGAACAAGGUGGACCGGGUGAAAGAGCGACAGGUGUCCAAUGAGGACGUGCUGUCCACCGUGGAAAUGGAUUGGAACAACAGUUAUGUGGAAGCUUCAGCAAAGGAAAAUGCCAAUGUGGUGGAGGUGUUCAAGGAGCUCCUGCAGCAGGCAAACCUUCCCUGCCGCAUCAGCCCUGCACUGCGUAGACGCCGGGAGACGUUCCCGAAAGACACCAACUUCCGGCCGCCCAUGAACAAAACCAACAGCUGUAUAUUGUCAUAAUGACAGAUAGAGGGGAAGUGCUGUUUUGUUUAAUGGAGGGCCAAGAGAUGAGAGCACUGAUAAAAUGCUGCUGGCCAGAGAAAAAGAAUCAAGCUUGGACUUCAGUCAGUGGAGACCAAAGAGACUGAAUUAAGUGAUCCUCGACUGACAAGGACUUUUUUCAGGGGUUACAAUUGAGAGGAAAAGAAACUGAGGAGGUGAAUGAGGAGUAGGAAGAGUGUACUUGAACAGACUGCCAGUGGAAAGAAGGAAGCUACGUUAAUCAGUUCUUUACUCGAUGUAUUGUUGUUGCAGCUUAUUUGGUGACAUGCUGCUGGUGUGUAGAUCAAUGUAUCCCUUCUGGAUUUCGAAUUAAAACAUUCACUUACAUCAAGGUUUGGACUGUUGCCAACAGACUUUUUACUGAGAAAAGUGUGUUGUUAGUCUCAUGUAAAUUGUUUUAAUUUAACAAGUCAGUGUAUGUAGCACAUCAUAAUGUUUACAGUUCUUGUAUCAUUCAAUUUGCCAUUGAUAUUACUUGUUGUUUUUUUAAAUGUUGUGAAAUGCAAAUGUAAACUGUUAAUGCACUUUUUUUAUUUUUAAAUGACCAUCCAAAAUGAUGUUUUAAGGUUAUUUUUUAUAAACUAGAUUUUUUUUACCAUGGCAUAUUCUUACAAAUGUUAUUACUUUUGCUCUUUAUUUAACACAUGUAUGUUCAAUGUGGAUCUAAA